This is a messenger RNA of Harpia harpyja (harpy eagle), 2210 nucleotides long. It is a transcript of the gene TCF24, whose product is annotated as transcription factor 24. Bases 292 to 1179 code for a protein of 295 amino acids. The transcript has 5 exons. Gene Ontology annotation, molecular function: protein dimerization activity; RNA polymerase II transcription regulatory region sequence-specific DNA binding; DNA-binding transcription factor activity, RNA polymerase II-specific. NCBI's taxonomy places the organism in Eukaryota, Metazoa, Chordata, Aves, Accipitriformes, Accipitridae. Gene Ontology annotation, biological process: developmental process; regulation of transcription by RNA polymerase II. The record is from RefSeq and is a predicted model, not a curated record.
CAACCCCCGCGCCCCGGGGAACCUCCGCGAGCCAGAGAAGCGGCGAUGGAGCGGAGAGAACGGACUUGCUCGUAAGAAACCAUCGCCGGAGCUCCCAGCCCAGCGAUUGAAUUACUCUCCUCCAGCAAAGCCGUUACUUUAUCCCAAGAAAAACAGCCCGUGCCGGGCGAGCGGCAGCGCCAGCUCCCUCCGGCCAGCCGCGGGGCCCGCCCGGACCUGGGGCCGCCCCCCGGGGCCGGGCGGGGAGAGCCCCAGGCGAUGCCUCCCCCCGCCCCGACAGCUCCGUGAUUAAUGACCCAGCCGCCCGCCCGGGAAGGGGCGGUCGCUGCCGCCCGGGCUGGCGGGGGGGGGAGCCCGGCGGCCAGGUACGACCCGACCCCGCCGCACCCAUCGGCCGCGCCGUCUUAUAAGCGGCGCCGCGGGGCCGGACGCGGCGCGACGGGACGGGACGGGACGGGACGGGACGGAGGGGGCUGCGCCGGGCAGACCCGCUCCGGACGGGAACGGCCCAGGAUUUCAUCCGAUGUAGGCGUGAAGCUCCUAAAACAGAAAAUCCUACUUCAAGGUGCGCCCGAGGAAAUGAGGUUUUUAGCUGGGCAGUCACAGAAAAAGCCGCUCCCAACACGUGAAAGCCAGGAUCUGAGACACCUAGAAGGGCCCUCCCCGCCGGGGAAGUCACCAAUGGACUGUGGACACUUAGCUGAGGGCAGCGAGGAGAUCUCCAGCCCGGGCGUGGAGCCCGAUCCCCUGCUGCCUUCUGCGGCCGGCAGCAAUUCCUGCCCGCCCUCGGCGGCAGGACAGCGGGCCGGGGCACCUCCUGGCAGACCCGCCGCUGCUAAUGCCGCUCGAGAGCGCAGUCGGGUUCAAACCCUGCGCCAUGCCUUCCUCGAGCUGCAGAAGACUCUCCCCUCUGUGCCGCCCGACACCAAGCUCUCCAAGCUGGACGUGCUCCUCCUGGCCACCACCUAUAUCGCACACCUCACUCGCAGCCUUCAGGAUGAGGAAGAGUCACCGGGAGAGGCCUUGGGUACCCUCCGAGGGGAUGGAUACCUCCACCCUGUCAAGAAGUGGCCGAUGCGUUCCAGGUUAUACAUUGGAGCUACAGGACAGUUUUUGACUCACUCGGCACAAGGAGACAGUGCAAACCAAGGAGAAACAUCAACAACUUCACAAAUCUGAUCUCUCUUCUCGCUUUUAAAAAAAUUAUUUAUUACACCUUAUAUAUAUAUUUAAGUUAAAAAAAUAGCAUCUACAGACAAACUUUAAUUCCUGAAAUAUUGUUUGUAGAGGAGAAGGAAUUGAUUCUCAAAUGUAAUUAAUACCUCAUUAAGUUAAUGUGAUGCGUGAUUGGUUUCUAUCAUAGAGGACACUGCUGGGAUCUGAACUGGGGGAUUAGGAGAAGGCGACUGUGGUCAGCACUGACAUGGGAGGCGGCCGCCAAGGCAGAGCUGCUGGCAGAACAGGUAACCUCAUCCCCUCCGGGACAAGCGGUGAAUAGGUAUGCUGUGGAAAAGGGGGGAGAAGGAGCAGUGCAGAACUGGCUAAGUACAGCGCAGGCCAGGCUGGGGUGAAAAGUGAAGGGCAGGUCUAAAAAUAGCAAUGGACAUCCCACGUGCGCUCUCCUCACUGUGUGAAGCCGAUGGCAGAAAUCCCACUGACCGCAGUCGUCAGGUCAGGGCUUUGUCCUCCCGGUAAUCUUAAAUGUGUGUAGCUAUUCCUGAAAAUGUGGAUGCAUGUUCACCUCAAGUAAAGAUGUGCUGAAAUCUACCAUGUGUACAGACAGCGCUACAUACAACAGACACAAACUGCUCUGUGCGUUAAGUGUUGCUUGCAUUGAUCCAUACGGUUGUGUUGCAUGUGAGGGGGUUUGAAAUGUAUUUAAGUGUUACCCCAGUACAACUACUUGUCUGCUCAAGAUAUUGAGGUUUGUUUAUCUUGUCUUUUCACGCAUUCAUGCAUGGAAGCAAAUGAGUCCGAAGAGUUGGCUUGUUCAUAGCACAUUUUUCACUUAAACAUCUAUAUUUAGGCAAGAAAAGUUGCAACUAAAUGCACAAAUGCCACCUAAUGUAUCUGUUCUGUAAAACACUGUACUUCUCAUAUAGUUUGUUAUUGCUGAGGUAAACAUUUUAUUAAACAUUAUUCAGUGGACAUUAUGUAUUUAGUGAGUUGCAAAAUCUGUAUCAGUUUCUCAUUGUACAGGACCGAUGAUA